This is a messenger RNA of Geodia barretti, 705 nucleotides long. Lineage: Eukaryota; Metazoa; Porifera; Demospongiae; Tetractinellida; Geodiidae. The record is from the annotation of a GenBank genome assembly.
AUGUUCAGCGAGAUAUUCCACUUGGAUGAGACCACCACCGAGGCCGAACUGCUGGACCUGAUUUCCAGCCUUAACGCCGACCCCAGGUUCCACGGCAUCCUGGUGCAACUGCCCCUGCCGCCCCAGAUUGAGGAGACGGUCAUCAUCGAGGCCCUGGACCCAAUCAAGGAUGUGGACGGCCUCCAUCCCUUCAACGUGGGCAAGUUGCUGCAGGGCGUCCCCGACUUCAUACCUGCCACCCCCGCCGGCAUCCAGCAGAUACUCCUGCGGAACGGCUACGAUCCGGCCGGCAAGCACGUGGUGGUGUGCGGUCGGAGCAAUAUUGUAGGCAAGCCUCUUGCCACCCUGCUGUUGCAGCGGCGGGCGGGAUCCAACGCCACCGUGACCGUGACCCAUACCCGCACCGCCAACCUGGCCGAGAUUACUCGGCAGGCCGACAUCCUGGUAGCGGCCAUCGGCCAACCCCGGGCCAUCACCGCCGAUAUGGUGAAGGACGGGGUGGUGGUGAUUGACGUAGGGGUUAAUCGGGUUGACGAUUCAACCCGCCGGCGCGGCUACCGGCUGGAGGGCGAUGUGGAGUUUGAGGCGGUGUCGGCCAAGGCCGAGGCAAUCACGCCGGUGCCCGGCGGCGUGGGGCCCAUGACCAUUGCGAUGCUGCUGGUCAACACCCUGACUGCUGCCCGGCUAAGCAUUCACGGACGAUAG